This is a messenger RNA of Helianthus annuus (common sunflower), 1968 nucleotides long. RefSeq lists its product as uncharacterized. The transcript is spliced from 3 exons. The coding region runs from base 31 to 1899 and encodes 622 amino acids. NCBI's taxonomy places the organism in Eukaryota, Viridiplantae, Streptophyta, Magnoliopsida, Asterales, Asteraceae. The record is from RefSeq and is a predicted model, not a curated record.
GAGCGGAUCAAGUCAAUAUUGCAUGAAUGUAUGAUGCCGCGUGUGAUAGUCACGGAUAGGGAGCUUGCCCUGAUAAACGCGUGUUCUAAAGUAUUCCCGAACGCAAAAAGGCUUCUAUGCCACUUUCACAUCCAACAAAAUAUAGCUAGAAAGUGCAAGGAAGGGUUCGAUAAAGAAGAUUGGGGGAAAUUUAUGUCGUACUGGCGGACAUUGUGCGAAUCUUCAUCAGAGCCCAUGUACAAGUACAACUUGGAGAAAAUGUAUAACCGACUCGUGGUUGCCAACCGAGAAAGUGUCUAUGAUUACGUCUACGAAAACUGGCUCAAAGACUAUAAAGAAAUGUUCGUUUAUGCGUGGACCGAUAAGUGUCGCAACUUUGGUCAGCGCACCACCAACAGAGUUGAGAGCCAGCACGCAAAUUUAAAAAGAUACAUUACGCGCGGGAGUUCAUUGGAGCGAAUAGCAAGAUGCAUCAUUGAUAUAGUUGAAACUCAGUAUGAUGAAAUACAAAAAAGUUUCACUGAGAGCAUCGAAAAAACGAUGAACCACCAUAGACACCGAAUGUUGGACAACCUACGUGGAAAGGUUUCCCAUGAAGCACUUGAUUUGCUGGAAAAAGAGCUACUGAGGAAGAUGGAUGUGUUGCGGAAACUUAACGCAUCAUGUGGUUGCCAUAUGUGGCUUAGCAAAGGAUUGCCGUGUGCUUGUAGACUGGAAAACUACAACCGUACAGGGCGUAUAAUACAACUCGACGAGAUAGAUGUAUUCUGGCGUAAGCUUGACUUGCUCCCUUGUAAACUGGUAGACGAGGAGGUCGAUAUUGUAGCAGAGCUCAAUAAUGUGCGGCAACAUUUAGAGGCGCAGUCCCCCGUUCAGCAAAAGAGUAUGCUUUCAAAGAUAAAAGCGGUUUUCACCCCGAAAUCGUCAACCAAGAAACCACCGAUCGUCCAGCAAAACACUCGCGGUCGGCCUACAUCAAAGAAAGUACAAGAAAGGCUAGAUGAAGCUGCGAGGUUAGACCAAGCUGCGAGAUACAGCUCCUAUGGCGAGGACAGCAACGUAAUUACCGCUUCCCCCAAGCAUAGGUACGAUUUACCCCGACACAGCUCAUACGUACCGUCAGAGGGCUCUCGUGGAACUGGUUCGUUUGUGAAGUCUGAAAAACCUAAAAUGCAACCAAACAGUUCAACAAGUUCUAAAAAGAAGGAGACGAGGGAUGAUAAGGUUUUUCCAUUAAUAAAGGGGGACGAGCACUUGUUAUGCAUUAAGAGGUUUAAGAAUCAAAUUCCAUCAGAGUUUCGCUCUUACAUAUCGCGUAUACAAGAUGUGACCCCAGACGGUCAUUGUGGGUACAGGUCUGUGGCUGUCGGGUUAGGUUUUACGGAACACGCAUGGCCCAAUAUUCGAAGAGAUUUACUACUGGAGAUUGACCAUAACAAACCGCGUUGGAAGCAUGUAUUCGAAACAUAUAACGAAGGAGACUUUAAACGAAUACGUAAGAGCAUCGAAUGGCAUUCAGUGAAAGGGUGCGAUCAAAGUCACUGGAUGGAAAUGCCCCACGUAGGGCUUCUCAUAGCGCAAAGGUAUAAUAUUGUCCUCCACGUGCUAAGCAUUGAAUGGAGCUCUACCAUCUUCCCAUUAACGGAUGCCCCACUAGAUCCACGACCUCAAGCGAUAACGCUUGUACAUGUUCACGGGGGACACUUCAUACAUGCUAAGUUGGAAGGAGACUACCCCAUGCCUUUAGUGAACCCGAUGUGGUCGGCACAUCGAUCAAUAGCUGCGAAACGGUGGGAAGAAAUGUAUACACCGCAGUUAGAGCACUACUACGAGUUAAUGCAUCCUAAAUCAGACCGAGACAAAGACAGAGAACCGAGUUUAAAUGUUAUCGAAGAUUAAGCGGAAACUUGUAAUUUUGUAAAUUGUAGAAAUUUUUUAAUUUAUAAAGUUUUUAUCAUUUUUAAUUCA